Molecule: messenger RNA, 1505 nt
Organism: Argentina anserina (silverweed cinquefoil)
Lineage: Eukaryota; Viridiplantae; Streptophyta; Magnoliopsida; Rosales; Rosaceae
Product: cyclin-L1-1
Exons: 9
Coding region: 53-1342 (429 amino acids)
Biological process (GO): regulation of transcription by RNA polymerase II
Cellular component (GO): nucleus
Molecular function (GO): cyclin-dependent protein serine/threonine kinase regulator activity
Source: RefSeq, a predicted model, not a curated record
CUCUCACUGAUCUCCAGCUCCCUCUCUCUGGAUUCGACGAAGGGUUUCGGCGAUGAUAUACACGGCGAUAGACACGUUCUACCUGAGCGAUGAGGACCUGGAGAACUCUCCGUCGAGAAGGGACGGCAUAGAUGAAGCUACCGAGACCACGCUCAGAAUCUACGGCUGUGAUUUGAUUCAAGAGAGCGGCAUUUUGCUCAGAAUGCCUCAGGCUGUGAUGGCUACUGGUCAGGUGUUGUUUCAUCGUUUCUACUGCAAGAAGUCGUUUACGCGCUUCCAUGUCAAGAAAGUUGCUGCUAGUUGUCUGUGGCUUGCAUCAAAGCUGGAGGAAUGUCCUAAGAAAGCUAGACAGGUGAUUAUUGUUUUCCACAGGAUGGAAUGUAGGAGGGAGAACUUACCCAUUGAGCAUUUGGAUCCACAAUCAAAGGAGUAUUCAGAUUUGAAGGUGGAGUUGAGUAAAACAGAGAGACAUAUUUUGAAAGAGAUGGGUUUCAUUUGUCAUGUUGAGCAUCCCCACAAGUUCAUUUCGAAUUACCUUGCCACUUUUCAGUCCCCAGAGUUAACGCAAGAAGCCUGGAAUUUAGCAAAUGACAGUUUGCGUACAACUUUGUGUGUUCGAUUCAAGAGUGAGGUUGUUGCUUGUGGUGUUGUGUAUGCUGCUGCUAGGCGGUUUCAUGUUCCCCUUCCUGAGAAUCCCCCAUGGUGGAAGGCAUUUGAUGCUGAAAAAUCAGGGAUUGUUGAGGUUUGUAGGGUUCUUGCUCAUCUGUAUAGUCUCCCUAAAGCUCAGUAUAUUCCGGUCUGUAAAGAUUCAUUUACAUUCUAUAGCAACAAAUCGAAUUUGGAGUCCCAGCCAGUUUUGAAGGAUGUUCUUAAUAAUAGCCCUCUAACUAUUGCCGAUACAUAUAAUUCAAAGGCACUGACACCAGCAGUCAGUCAAUCUUCUGGAUCAAAGGGUGUAAACGUUACAGCCACCGAUAAGGUUAAGGAUUGUAAAGAAAAUGAUGAUGAAUCUAAGAGCGGGCCUGUUAUAGAGGAAAGAGAAGAUUUGUGUAUGAAAUCCAAAACUGAACGCAGCAAAAGCAGAGACAGGGAGAGGGAUAGGGAUAGGGAAAGAGAGAGGGACAUGGAUAGAAUAAAAACCAGGGAUCGUGAUCGGGGAGACAGAGUGGAAGCUGAGAGGGAUAUGACCAAAGAUCGAAGUCAUCGUUCUAAGGACAGAGCUAAAGAUUCAGGGGGCCAUUCAGAGAAAUCAAGACAUUACUCAUCACGAGAUCGCGACUAUCACAGUGCCUCAUAUUCUUCAAGGGAGAAGGAUCGCUAUAGACAUCACCCGUAUGCCUGAAUGGUGAAUGUAUUCAUUUCGGUUUCUCAAUUAAACUUGUAGAAUUCAGAUACUUGAUUGUAUGUUGACACAAUGUUGUAAAGAAUGUGAUUAACUAAAAUGUUGGAGGGCUAUGAAAAGGCCAACGUUUGACAGUGAAAAAAAAAGGGUACAUGCACUUGUC